Didymosphaeria variabile is the source of this 4335-nucleotide messenger RNA. RefSeq lists its product as uncharacterized. Gene Ontology annotation, cellular component: catalytic step 2 spliceosome. Lineage: Eukaryota; Fungi; Ascomycota; Dothideomycetes; Pleosporales; Didymosphaeriaceae. The transcript is spliced from 3 exons. The record is from RefSeq and is a predicted model, not a curated record. Gene Ontology annotation, molecular function: helicase activity; mRNA binding. The coding region runs from base 1 to 4335 and encodes 1444 amino acids. Gene Ontology annotation, biological process: mRNA splicing, via spliceosome.
AUGGCCGAUAUCAAGAAGGAAGCUGCCGAAAGCGGUGCCGCAACGGCACCCGCGCUCGAUUCGCACGCCCGGCCUACCAUCGCAGACCUCCAUGGCGAGAACCACUUCGCGCAGGUCGCUCGGAAGAACUGGCUCACCGCGAAGAAGCCGCCGAAAGCGCGCCCCGAAGUGAUCAAGCAAGAGCUGUGGGACGAGCUGGAAACGGUCGACUUCGCAUACUCGUCACUUCUUGUGCUCGAGAACCUGCAGCUAUUGGAGCGAUAUCUCUGGCCUGCGUUUAGCGAUGAUGCAUCGAAUUACCACGCCCUACUGGUGGCGCUCAUGAUCAAUGUCAAGAGGAGGGAGAAUCUGCCGUCGUGGGAACAUUUCACAGGCAAACCCGCCGAGUACUCGUCGUUCUUCCGUCGCAUACUUUCCAUGAGCGUGGAUCGUUCACAGCCUAUAAAGAUCCGGACACAGUUGAUAUCGUUCGUUAUUGGUGCGUUUCAAUCGCUAGACAGCGGGUUAGUACGGAAAGAAUGCGCGCCUUUGGUCAACAUAUCGACAUGGCAUAACCUGCACUCGGAUGCAGCGAGGGAAAGCCAGUUUGAGCACCACCAGAUGCUGCGGAAGGCAUGGCGUGCGGCACACAAACGAUUUGACGCCGCCGACGAGGCGCUACAGGCUAGGCUACGCUUCGAGCGGUCAUGGCUGUAUACAUUGAUUCUGGACUUUCUGGAUCGCCUAUACAACAGUACCACGAGACAGGAGAUUCAGGAUAAUCUGGCCUACUGCGAGCGGUUCAUGGAGCUGCUCACGGACCUGCAAAGUCAGCUGCCUACUAGGAGAUAUGUUAACACGCUGCUACGGGACCUGAAUCUGCUUCCGGCAAUUCGGUUAUCGCCCAUGUACACGGAUGAGGACAAUGGUUUGUUCCGGGACCUUUUCAACUUGCUGUGCCAUUUCACGCACUUUCCUAUUGAGGACCAGACGGGAAGACAGCUAUCGAAAUUGGAGUAUGACCAGGAACACUAUGACGUGCUUGCGAAACUGCAGCGAGUCGCGACCGCGACUUUCCCAGAGAAACUCCAGCUCCUGACGUUGGCCAACUACGGAAGCUUGGGCAACCGAGACGAACUCCAGGGUCACGUUCGGACAUUGGAAGACACUGAGCUCGUGCAGGUAUGCUCGUUGAUGGGUUUGCGAACAGACUAUCCCAAAUCGACUUUCCUGGUCCUUGAUCGACCGUUCUUCACCGAGACGUUACUGUCUCUUGUGGAGUACAGAUCUACAUUCAAAGACGUCGUGCGCGACUUGUCAAGUUUACCAACAGAAGACGUGUUGUUUGAGACCACCUUCCUUAGGAACGAAGCGUAUGACGGAUCACGACCAUUGGCUAUACCCAAGCUCAACCUACAAUAUCUCACAAUGGGCGAUUUUCUGUGGAGAUCGUUCAUAUUGUACCGAGCGGAAUCUUUCUACGGUAUCAGAAAAGAUAUGGAGGACAUUAUCAAGCGGGUUCAGCCUCGCGGCAAAGGGGUCACCACGAAGUUUGGCGGCUUCUCUCGGAUGUCCAUACCCAUCUCGAAUCCGGGGAUCGUGGAUGUAGCACCUUCAAAAGUGGGUGAGCAACAUCCUGCUUACGUACGUGCUGAGAUCAUACUCGAUGUCAGCCGUCUACAACACCCCGUGCGUAAAGAGUGGGAAUCAUUGAGACCAGACGACGUUGUUUUUCUGCUUGCGGCCGAAGGACCGGAAGAUCAGCCAAUGCGUAACGGCAACAAUCGGCAGACCGGGGAUCACCAAGGCAUCCACAAACUAAGAUGCGCUCAGGUGGUACAAAUACAAGAUGAAAAUGGGCGUCCUCUACGCGAGAACGCCAAUGAUGAUGGCUUCCGCCGAGUCCGUACGCGGAGAUUGAUCGUCAACAUCGACGCAAGACAGUAUCAGGAGGACAUGGACCGCGUUGCACAAGGAAGGCCCAACAUCUAUGAGCAGAUCAACCUUGUCGCGCGUCGCCGCGGACGAGAGAACAACUUCCGCCCUAUCCUUGAAUCCAUUCGCCGCCUUACGCUCUCGGAUAUUCCUGCACCCUCAUGGCUUCAAGAAGUCUUCCUAGGCUAUGGCGACCCUGCAUCUGCAUCCUACAGACGCUUGUCUACACGCCUGCAUUCGAUAGACUUUCGUGAUACCUUCCUCGACUGGCAGCACCUGAUCGAAUCCUGGCCCGGCAAAUCAGUUGAGCCACAUGAAAGCGCACAAUCCUCCUUUGGGCCUCCAUACAUCGUCCAGUUCCCCGCAUCAGCUGAACCCGAACCGGCAACUAUGCGGACUUCGAAGAAGCGUCGACGCGACCAAAGCGAGGUUGCACAGCCUGUGCAGGAAGAUGCGUCUCUGCACGUCUCGACAUACAAGCCGCCGAAUAUGGGCCCUUACCCUGCAGAUGCACCAAAGCUGAACAGCGUCAGGUUCACCCCUGCUCAAAUUGAUGCAAUCACUUCGGGCACACAGCCAGGUCUGACCGUUGUGGUCGGCCCACCGGGUACCGGCAAGACGGACGUGGCCACCCAAAUUAUCUCUAAUAUAUACCACAACUUCCCGGGCCAGCGGACGUUGCUCGUCGCACACAGUAAUCAAGCACUCAAUCAGCUUUUCCAGAAGAUUGUGGCGCUCGACAUCGAUGAGCGUCACCUCCUCCGUCUGGGACAUGGAGAGGAGGAGCUCGAGACGGAGGCAAGCUACAGCAAGCAUGGUCGCGUAGAGUCUUUCCUCGAGAGAGGAGCAUACUACCUGGCUGAAGUAGAUCGCCUGGCGAAGAACUUCAAUGCACCUGGGGCUCAUAGUAGUUCGUGCGAGACUGCAGAUUACUUCAAUCUGGUGUAUGUGAAGCCAGCUUGGACGCAAUACUGGGAUCAUGUUUCAUCCCCGGAUUGCAGUGUCGAGCAGAUUAUUGCUGAGUUCCCAUUCAAAGAGUACUUCAGCAGUGCCCCGCAGCCUCUAUUUCCUCCUGGAGCAGACCGCGAGCAGAUCGUCGACAUCGCACAAGGCUGCUACCGCCAUGUCGAGAAGAUCUUCACUGAGCUCGAGGACAUACGUCCGUUCGAGAUCCUACGCAACCCGCGAGAUAAAGCGAACUACCUCUUAGUGAAGGAGGCACGCAUCAUCGCGAUGACUUCAACACAUGCCGCAAUGCGUAGACAAGAAAUCUCAUCGCUAGGCUUCCACUAUGACAACGUCAUCAUGGAAGAAGCAGCUCAAGUCACCGAGAUCGAAAACUUCAUCCCGCUCGCGCUACAAAACCCACAGAAUAACGAGCUUCCCCUUCAGCGCGUCGUUCUCGUCGGUGACCACUUGCAGAACUCCCCCAUCAUUCAGAAUCUCGCGUUCAGACAGUAUGCCAACCUCGAGCAAUCGAUGUUCCUGCGUCUCGUGCGGCUGGGCGUGCCGACUAUUAUGCUCGACCAGCAGGGCCGCGCGCGACCAGCGAUCGCAGAAUUAUAUAAGUGGCGGUACCCGAAUCUCGGGAACUUGCCUUCCGUUCUUACGACUCCGGAAUUCACGACCGCGAAUCCAGGGUUUAGGUACGACUACCAAUUUAUCGAUGUCCCCGACUACAAAGGGAAGGGCGAGAGCGAACCGACGCCGCAUUUUAUCCAGAACCUAGGCGAAGCAGAGUACGCUGUCGCGCUGUUCAUGUAUAUGCGUUUACUGGGCUACCCAGCGCAGAAAAUCUCGAUUCUUACAACGUACGGGGGGCAGAGGGCGCUGAUUAAGGAUGUUUUGGGUCAUAGGUGUAAGGGAAAUAGACUGUUUGGGUUGCCGAGGAUUGUGGCGACGGUGGAUAAGUACCAGGGUGAGCAAAAUGAUUAUGUCAUACUCUCCCUCGUCCGCACCCGCUCAAUAGGCUACCUCCGCGACAUCCGGCGCCUCACCGUCGCCCUCUCCCGCGCCCGUCUUGGCCUGUACAUUCUGGGCCGCGCAUCUGUUUUCUCCUCCUGCUUCGAGCUCAAGCCCGCGUUCGACAUCCUGCUUUCCCGGUCUACCCAGCUAAGCCUGGUGACGAAUGAGAUGUUCGAGCCUUCUUUCUCAAGAGGGGUUGAGGAUAAGGUCGAAGAAGGACAAGAAGCGGUCAUGCAGGGGGUCGAGCAUUUGGGACAAUAUGUUUUUGAGAUGACGAAGGCGAAGAUAGAAGCGCUUAAGGCUGGAGGCGGUGAACUACCAACUGCUAACGGGGACGUAAGCAUGGAAAAGGAAGAUGAAGAGGAUGCCGAUAGGGAGGAGAAUGUGGUUAUCAAGGAUGAGGCGGGGUUUGUGGAUGAGGACGAGGCUGUGGACGGUGAGGGUGCGGAGUCGUAG